This is a messenger RNA of Aphanomyces astaci, 3437 nucleotides long. RefSeq lists its product as hypothetical. Gene Ontology annotation, molecular function: poly(A) RNA polymerase activity; mRNA binding. Bases 1 to 3054 code for a protein of 1017 amino acids. Gene Ontology annotation, cellular component: nucleolus; TRAMP complex. The record is from RefSeq and is a predicted model, not a curated record. NCBI's taxonomy places the organism in Eukaryota, Oomycota, Saprolegniomycetes, Saprolegniales, Verrucalvaceae. Gene Ontology annotation, biological process: RNA 3'-end processing. The transcript is spliced from 11 exons.
AUGGAUCCACGGCGCAACGAGCGAGAUCGCCUGGUUCAUGCAUUGGCAGAGUUUGCUUCCUUCUUUGCGAAUGAGUCCAAGCGACGGAGACAGAAGUCUCGACAUGACAAGAGUCCCCGCAACGACGUCCUCGCUUGGCUGGGUCAAUUGACUCCCAUGGAACGUGCCGCAGUGACCUCCACCGUCGAUGUCUCGUUCGUGCGGCUGGUCAUUCAAAUGAUGGCAGCUCCCAAGUCCAAAUCCCGCAGCGUGGACGAGUUCCAUGUGUUGCGAACAACGUCGAAACAGGGCAAGGUCUCGUUACCCUUCACGUCCAGGUCAACCUUCAGUCGCCGCCCCGUGACCACGACCCGCGAUGGAGAUGAACUCAUAAUCCCACACUCGAGGGCGUUCGACGUCGCCGCGUCGACGGUUGUCUCCAGCAUGCGCUUGAGCAACACGCACAAGUCCUGCGAUACCGUUGGCCCUUGCAUCUCCCUAAUAGGCAACUUGACUUCGUUUGUGGCGCUCAUGGAUACCGUGACGUUUGGUCACUUUUUGGAGCAGCCACCAGAGGCUGCCACGUGGAAAGACUUGCCCUGGUCUGAGCUUCCGUGGCUUGGAACGUAUGGGUAUUACCCCCUAGCCACCUACGUUGCCCAUCAAAUGGAACUCCAACUAUGGCGCCAUUUUCGUCUUGCCAAGCAAACUACUACGUCUACCGCCAUUCCCAAGGUCGGACUCUUAGCCACCUCGCACUUGGCUCUAGAAUGGCAUCAAGCAUGUCCACGUGUACAAAUCGACACGUGCCGGCGGCUAGCCAUAUCAACCACGUGCCUAGUGCAGAGCCUCCACUCGAACCCAACCAGCUUGGCUUGCGUUCAGUCGUCGCUGGGCCUUUUGCUCGAAAUCAUGAGCCCUCCACGUUCAACAUAUGCGUCAUGUUGUAACUCUGUCGCAGAUACGGCGCCGGGGACAAGUACCUGGUUCAGCUGCUCGUUGGUAGAAGCAGGCUCGCGCCCGCAAUUCGCCAUGGUCAAACUCCUCUGGGCAGAGGAAUUGCAAGCGGAAUGCGCGGCGCUGCUGCGUCGGUCACUCGAGUUGCCAGCGACAAACGACGACGCCACCACUAAAAACAAAACUAAGCAAUCUAAGAAGAAGGCGCAUGCUCGGCAGCGCAAACUCAAACAACGCGACGCGAGUCUUCACCGCAGUCGAUUGGACGCUGUGCUUGGCCAAUUGAAACGAACGGUGCGACUCAAAACCAAGCAACAGCAGGCUACCACGUCACUCGUGGCGGCCGUGCUCUCGGAUCUCGUCUCACAAGUGUGCCACCAAUUGCUUCGUCCCCCACCCCCUCCAACUCGAAUACCCAAGCGAAAACCACCUAAAAAGAUCAAGCCACCAACGAGCAGCAGUCCCCCCGAGUUGCCAGUGACCCCACCACGACGGGUGCUCAAGCUGCACUUGACCAGCCCCAGUCCUUUGUCUUCUUCGAUGGCAGGGUCCCCCCCACGGACCCCCCCCUACUACGACCCGUUUCCCAGCCAAGGGGGGGGACCCCCCCUUCACACAAGCCACUUCUUUCCGAGUCCCCGCCGCCAACCUGCUUCGUUCCAUCAUCCUCCCAUGUCAUUUGCUGAUCUGGACACUCCAAGCGACGAAACAUCCUUCUUUUUACCGCAGCUGUUUCAGGAAGACGCAAUGCCAACUGCCGACUGGUCUGUGACACCGUCGUUUCCGGCCAUGGAUUGGCCCCAUUCGUUUCAGUGGCGGCACUCGGAGACGCGGCUGCCAACGUGGAUGAUGGAGCAGCCCCCAAAGUCCCCGUCCAAGCCAUCACAACCAACAAGUUUACCCCCUAGUACUACUACUAGUACUACUACUACUACCACGGACAACCAGCCUCGUCCUCCCCCCCAUCCGACAUGGACGAUGGUCGAUCAGUCCACUCAAGCGACUACUUCCGUUGAUAUUAGUCAAGAGACCGUAGCGGAACUGCAAUCGAUCAUCGAUUCCAAUGCCAAGACAACAGCAGCGUUGCAGGUGGAAGUAACCCAACUGCAAAACACUGUACGGGAGCUCCAAGCCGCCGUAUUUGCCCUCCAGCAGCCUAAGCCCCCCCCCCCGCCCCCCCCUUCAAGUACCACCAGUACCCGGUCCAACAACUUGUUUGUGUCGGUGCCGGCGUCUGUCCUCCCUCCGAAAACCAAAUUGCACUGGGAUAUUUGCGAAUUUGUCACACAUUUGCAGGCGGAAACCCACAGCCGCCUGGCCGCGCACACGGCCGUGAGUCGGUUCUGCGUGUCCGCUGUCCAAGCGCUGUGGCCCCGCGCCCAAGUGCGGCCGUACGGGUCCUUCGUCACGGGCUUGUCACUCCCGUCCAGUGAUUUGGACCUGGUGAUUUGUUUGCCAAAGGUCCGCCGCGACGAACCCGCCGAAGCGCCGGGGGUACUCGAAGGGCGCAACGCGAUCAAGGAGACGUGGCAGCAGCACCUGGCUCGCAAGCUCCGGUCCGAGUCGUGGGUCGUGCCAGAGUCGGUCAAGACGAUUCCAAAUGCAUCCAUCCCGAUCAUCACUCUGGUCACGACGGCGCCGUACCACGUUCGUCUCGACAUUUCGUUCGAAGGGCCUGGCCACAACGGCCUCGCCACUAACGACCUCGUGCACUCAUUUCUGCACCAACUGCCGGCGCUUCUGCCGCUCAUGCUCGUGCUCAAGACGUUUGUGAUCGACCGAGGCCUGGGAGUGGCCUACACGGGCGGCCUCAGCAGCUACGCGUUGCUGCUGCUUGUCACGCGGUUCCUCCAGGAGUUUGAAGUGACCAACCGGACGUGCCACCCCGAAGCCGUGAGCACCCAGUGCAAUCUCAUCGUGAGCUCGCAAAGCCGAACAGACUUUGGCACGAUGCUCCUCGGGUUUUUAUACUUUUACGGAUCGAAAUUUGACCCACGCCAAACUGGCAUCAGCGUCUCGGUGCUUUUUAGAUCGGGAUGCACUGGCGCAGCAGCACUCGACCGCCACCGCCACGACCACGUUGUGGCACAAUGUGCACAUGGAGCACGUCCAGUUUGAGAACCUCAACCUGAGCUCGCCGGGGUCCCGCCGUCAGAAUUUGCAUCGGGACCACUGGGCCGGCCCCGCGCCAUUCAAGCCAUACGAUUACGAUCCACACAAGUUUGAUCCGAUUUACAUUGAAGACCCGCUACGGCCAGGCAACAAUGUCGGCCGCAACUGCUUUCGCAUCAUGCAGCUCCGUCGGGCCCUUGCGAGUGCGUGGGCGACGCUCAAUCCGGAUGGGGCGGCGUUGGUGCUGCCGUCCAAUCGGUACGUCGGAGGGGUGCCCCUCCACCCCAACAACUUGCUGCGGAGUGUGCUCACGUGCACACACGAGCCCAAGUACAAACCCCCCCACGGGUUGUGGCCAUUGGAAGCUAGUACUACUAGUAGUACUACUA